UGCCCACAGCUUCAGAGUUCUUUCUGUCCCCAUCCUCCUCAGUUCCUCGUCACUGUUGCGUGCUCACAGUCCACAGUUGUGCGCCUCAGCAUGAGUCCUGAAGGGAGGAUGUUCCAGACCAGAGCUGUGGUCCUGAGCAGCCUCUCCCUGGCUUUCCUGCUGGGUCUCCAAGGAGCUGGGGCCAUCAAGGCAGACCACGUGUCAAUUUAUGGCAUGUUUGCACAAACCCACAGACCAUCAGGGGAAUUUUUGUUUGAGUUCGAUGAGGAUGAGCAGUUCUAUGUGGAUAAGGACAAGAAGGAGACGAUCUGGCAUCUGCCGGAGUUUGGACGAGCCUUUUCCUUUGAUGCUCAGGGUGGAUUGACCAAUAUUGCUAUAGCAACUUCAAACUUGAACAUUAUGAUCCAGAGGACCAACCAUACCCAAGAACCCAAUGAUCCUCCUGAGGUGACCGUGUUUCCCAAGGAGCCCGUGGAGCUAGGCGAGCCCAAUAUCCUCAUCUGCCACGUGGACCAGUUCUUCCCACCUGUGCUCAACGUCACAUGGCUGAAGAAUGGACAGCCAGUGACUGAAGGUGUUUCAGAGAGCAUCUUCCUGCCACGCACAGAUUACAGUUUCCACCAGUUCCACUACCUGACCUUCCUUCCCAACACCGAGGACUUCUAUGACUGCAAGGUGGAGCACUGGGGCCUGGACGAGCCGUAUCUCACACACUGGGAGCCCCAGGAGCCUGUUGAGGUGACGGAGACGACGGCGACUCUGGUCUGUGCCCUGGGCCUGGUGGUGGGCCUGGUGGGCAUCAUUGUGGGCACUGUGCUCAUCAUAAGGGCUCUGCGUUCCGGUCACAACCCCCGGGCCCAGGGACCCCUGUGACAAAAUUCCUGAAAGAAGAUUUAGGAGAAAUUUGAAUUUCAGAUGCCCUACAAGCUCUGUUCUCAACAUAAUUCUCAACUCCUGUGCUCUCUAUUCCACUGACCAACUUCCUUGAAGACCUUGCAUGUCUAUGACUGUGCUACCCUAAACUCACCUGAUGGCAUUUGAAGACUCUUCCAGUCCUUCUCUGUGACUUUAAGACAACUGGUCCUUAGUAAUAUUCCCAAUACGUAGAAGACAGUGCAUCAAAGCACUGGUGUGGAGAUCUAUCUGUUUACUCGGCUUCGUAGUUUUGGGUUUCCUCUGCAAAGCUUUUUGCUGCACCCUUCCUGAGAAUACUGAGACUAAUAAAUUUUCAGUACUUCAGAG
Octodon degus (degu) is the source of this 1242-nucleotide messenger RNA. RefSeq names its product HLA class II histocompatibility antigen, DP alpha 1 chain. Gene Ontology annotation, cellular component: membrane; MHC class II protein complex. The record is from RefSeq and is a predicted model, not a curated record. The transcript is spliced from 5 exons. NCBI's taxonomy places the organism in Eukaryota, Metazoa, Chordata, Mammalia, Rodentia, Octodontidae. The coding region runs from base 91 to 873 and encodes 260 amino acids. Gene Ontology annotation, molecular function: MHC class II protein complex binding. Gene Ontology annotation, biological process: antigen processing and presentation of exogenous peptide antigen via MHC class II; peptide antigen assembly with MHC class II protein complex; immune response.